This is a messenger RNA of Carlito syrichta (Philippine tarsier), 1164 nucleotides long. RefSeq names its product placenta specific 9 (gene PLAC9). The record is from RefSeq and is a predicted model, not a curated record. The coding region runs from base 1 to 297 and encodes 98 amino acids. Lineage: Eukaryota; Metazoa; Chordata; Mammalia; Primates; Tarsiidae. The transcript is spliced from 5 exons.
AUGGGGCAGCAACUCCAUGAGGACGUCUACCUGGGUCUGUGGGUGACUGUGGCCAUACAGACAACUGCAGAGGCCUUCAGCCCCUCCCAAGGAGACCCAGCUCAGAGCACAGGGUGCGACAGACACAUGGCUGUCCACCACCGUCUAGACGUCAUGGAAGAGACGGUGGAGAAGACAGUGGAGCAUCUGGAGGCAGAAGUGAAAGGCCUGCUGGGUCUGCUGGAGGAGCUGGCGUGGAACCUGCCCCCAGGGCCCUUCAGCCCCGCCCCUGACCUCCUGGGAGAUGAUCACUUCUGAGUCUCGUGGAGGAGCCCAGCAGCUGGAGGCGACACACCAGCUGGAUGGCACUGCCUGAGAGCGGAGCCAUGUCUUCUUGCCUUCCUUCCCCAGCUCUGUGGGAAAUAAACACUACUCCUUUGGUCUCCUGUGUCUGCUGACAGAGACCCCUCUAACCACAGCCCCUCGUCCCUCUACUCCCACGCCCUGAGGCCUGUGUCCCCCUCUGGGCUCAGACCUCCCUGGUAGCCUGUGCUCCCAUCCUCAUUAUUUAUAGGGGCAGACAGGGUGGGGGCUGGUUCACAGAGGUGAGGCACCGAGGCGACCCAGAACUGUGAAUAACACAGCAAGGGCCCUUCGAGUGGCCUUACUGCUCUAGAAGUGGCCACGGGUGAGAAUCAGUGUCAUCACCCAGGAGCUUGUCAAAAAUGCAGGGUCAUGGCCCCCUCUGACUCCCAAAUCAAAAUCUGCAUUGUAAUGAGACUCCCGGGGGACUCUAUGUGCCCCUUAUAGCUUUUUAAAAAUUUCUCUCUAUUGAGGUAAAAUUUCCAUACAAUAAAAACCACCAUUUUAACUACUUAAAGCUGCACAAGUUGAGAGGUUUCCAGUACAUUCCCAAUGUUGUGCAAUCACCAGCACUGUGUAAUUCCAGAACAUUCUUAUCAACCCCCAAAGAACCCCUGUCCCUAUUAAACAGUCACCUCCCAUCCCCCCUCCCACCAGCCCCUGGGAAACCACUAAGCUCUGUCUCUAGGAACCUGCCGAUUCUGGACAUUUUAAAUACAAUAGUCCCUCAACCCUUGGCUUUCUGAGGUUUCAGUUACCUGCAGUCAACCAUGGUCCAAAACUGUUAAAUGGAAAAUUCAAAAAGUAAACAAUUCACAAGUU